Molecule: messenger RNA, 369 nt
Organism: Cercospora beticola
Lineage: Eukaryota; Fungi; Ascomycota; Dothideomycetes; Mycosphaerellales; Mycosphaerellaceae
Source: RefSeq, a predicted model, not a curated record
AUGGUCGGCAUCAAAGCGGCAGCCUUGGCGCUUUUCACACUCCUCGGUCUCGCAGAGAAGAACAGCAACGACAAAUCAGGCGACAAAGUCGGCCUGGAGUGCCUGAAGUACGAUGACAAGGAGCAGACCAAAUGCCGCACUUGGCGAUUCUCCAAGCACGCAGAAGCAAUGGACUUGGAGCGCGAAAAAGCAGACUGCGCGUCGCAAUGCCGGUCGUUGGGAGAGGAGUGCCGCCUGCGCGCGCGAUACGAGCUUAUCGAGGGUGUUCUGGAAUUGGUCGGCAUGUAUUGUAGACCAGUGGCACCGGAGGAAGACGUCAAGAUGCCCGUUGGGGCCCCGAUUCUGCCCAUUUAUCAUGGGGAGUUGUGA